This is a messenger RNA of Populus nigra (black poplar), 1013 nucleotides long. Its product is annotated as F-box protein At5g67140-like. Gene Ontology annotation, cellular component: SCF ubiquitin ligase complex. The transcript is spliced from 4 exons. The coding region runs from base 114 to 800 and encodes 228 amino acids. Gene Ontology annotation, biological process: SCF-dependent proteasomal ubiquitin-dependent protein catabolic process. The record is from RefSeq and is a predicted model, not a curated record. Lineage: Eukaryota; Viridiplantae; Streptophyta; Magnoliopsida; Malpighiales; Salicaceae. Gene Ontology annotation, molecular function: protein binding.
ACCCAUUCUUCUAGUUUCUACGUGCAACAAGAAACCCAAUAUCUCUCUCUCUCUCUCUCUCUCCCCCCUCGUCUCUGUUUCCUUGUCGAAAGAAACAAAGAAAGAGAAUCUAUAUGGAGAGAGAAGAGGCAGAGAUUGAUCGUUUACCAAUAGACUUAGUGGCUUACAUAUUUGGUUUCAUCAUUUCCUUCACUGAUUUAGCCCAGGCAAGUAGUGUCUGCAGGAAAUGGAAAGAAGGGGUGAAGCAAUCUUUAGCUCAAAGAAACAGUAUGAGCUUUGCUGGUUGGAAGAUGGAUGAUGAUUCCACUACCCGUCUUGUACGCCUUGCUUACAACCUCAAAGAACUUGACAUUUCUAGGAGCCGUUGGGAUUGCCAGAUAACUGACAAUGGACUGUAUCAAAUUUCUCUGGCAAAUUGUAUUGGCAACUUGACAUCCAUAUCUCUAUGGGGCAUGGCCAGGAUCACUGACAGGGGUGUUGUUCAACUGAUUUCAAGGGCUAAUUCAUUGCAACACCUGAACAUUGGUGGUACAUUUGUCACAGAUGAGUCUUUAUUUGCUAUUGCAGAUAGCUGUCCACGUUUAAAGAGCAUUGUCCUAUGGAGCUGCCGCCAUGUAACAGAAAUUGGGCUUCUUAAUCUAGUAAAUAAAUGCCGAAAACUCGAAUCAAUCAAUGUAUGGGGAACCAGAGUUCCUGUAAACUGCUUCAUUGAUUUGCUGACUAUUAGCCCUUCCCUUCAAAUUAAACCACCAGGAGUGCUUUUAAACUUUGGAGGUGCUGCAAUAUUGCCAGUCGCAUGAGCUGCUCAACUUGUGUAUGCAUUUCUCUAUUGCUUUCUGUACAGAUUCUUAUUUCUGCUGUGUUUCGAUCAUAUUAUCACAAGCUAAUAAAUUCAAUAAACAACAAGCGAUAGCUAUCAAAUUCUUGUUCUGUAUCAUUGUAGUUAAUUAUUCAUCUGUAAAUUAUGACAUUUGGCAUUGUAAUAGUAUAUAUCAAGAUUGGAGCUGUGUACA